GUAAACGAGAAGUCACCACACCUCUCCACUAAAACCCUGAACCUUGCUGAGUAGCAGAGCGCAGCUCAAAGAACAAAUAAAACCAGAAGAUGAGACCACCACGUGGCGGCGGGAGCUUCAGGGGACGGGGAGGAAGAGAUGGCGGCGGACGCUUUGGUGGCGGCGGCGGACGUUUUGGUGGCGGCGGUGGACGCUUUGGUGGCGGCGGUGGACGCUUUGGUGGUGGAUAUCGUGACGAAGGACCUCCCAGCGAAGUCAUUGAAGUUGCAACCUUUCUCCAUGCUUGUGAGGGUGAUGCUGUGACCAAGCUCUCUCAGGGGAAGAUCCCUUACUUCAAUGCUCCAAUCUACCUUGAAAACAAGACCCAGAUUGGGAAAGUAGAUGAGAUCUUUGGUGCCAUUAACGAAUCACUGUUUUCCAUCAAGAUGAUGGAAGGUAUUGUAGCUACCUCGUACGCUGAAGGGGAUAAGUUCUACAUCGACCCUGCUAAGCUAUUACCUCUAGCAAAAUUCCUUCCUCAACCAAAGGGACAAUCUAUGGGAGGUCGUGGGAGAGGCAGAGGUGCUUCUAGGGGACGUGGAGGAUUCUCUUCCAGAGGUGCUCCCAGGGGGCGUGGAGGAUUCGCCUCAAGAGGUGCUCCCAGGGGCCGUGGAGGAUUCAGAGGCCGAGGGAGAGGAGGAUACUAAUAAUCUAUCUAUUGUAGCCUUGGCUUGUAAUUUUUGCUUUUUAUCUUGGAUAAUGCAAAAAAUGCUUUUAAGAAACCAUGACAAUGAGAUGAUUGUUUUUCAGAUUCUA
Messenger RNA from Brassica oleracea var. oleracea, 795 nucleotides. RefSeq names its product putative H/ACA ribonucleoprotein complex subunit 1-like protein 1. The record is from RefSeq and is a predicted model, not a curated record. Gene Ontology annotation, cellular component: box H/ACA snoRNP complex. The transcript has 4 exons. Gene Ontology annotation, biological process: ribosome biogenesis; snoRNA guided rRNA pseudouridine synthesis. Gene Ontology annotation, molecular function: box H/ACA snoRNA binding. The coding region runs from base 90 to 686 and encodes 198 amino acids. NCBI's taxonomy places the organism in Eukaryota, Viridiplantae, Streptophyta, Magnoliopsida, Brassicales, Brassicaceae.